AUGGUAGAGAUAAGUCUGAUCGCUUCAAGUCCAAUACCACUGGUCGUAAGAAUAUCAGUACUAGUCCUAGGUAUAGAUUGGACCAAAGAUACUGAAAAUUUUGUAAAUGUGCACGUUACAGACUUCACACCAGCUCAAGGAGGUGUUGAUCUAGAGAAACAGUUUAGUGGUGGAGAAAUAAUAGUUUAUGAUAAGGUGUCAAUUGAUUACAUAUAUACCAUUAAAGUAUCUAAAUCGGAAAUCACCACAAUAGCUUCUUACUUAGAAGUUGAUGAUUUGAAUCAUGGGUCUAGCAUGGACUUACUUGACAGAGUAAUAUGUGCUAGCGUGGAGGUACAAAUAAAUGAAGAUCCUUCUCUUCUAAGGGUAGGGACAUUGGUUUUCCUCGAAAAGAUCAGUUCUGAUGAUUUAGGUGUCAAUAAGGGAUUGAAGUUAGUUAAAAGAAUCAGAAAACACAUCCCCCAGUUGGCACACAAGUUACCAAAAAAGAGAAAGUUGGAAACACUGUUAUUUAAGCCUUCUAAGAUACCCACUGGCCAGAGUCUAGCCUUCCAUAAUUAUGGAGAUAACGAGACUCAAGCAUAUUUGAGUAAGAAUAUCGGUUUCGAAGACGCAAUGGGUAAGGAUUCAAGUGACGAAGAAAAUGGAGCUCUUGGUGAAAGAUCAUCAACGUCUUUAAACAUCGAUGCAUCGAGAAUAUUAUCCCAACCAAAAGAUGCAAGAAAAGUAUUGGAAUUUGCAAGUCCGUUCCAGAAACCUGCACAUUCGAGUCAGUCUAGUGAGAUGAUACUUGAUAGUCAAGAAAUCCCUGAUAGCCAACAUCAAAUAGAUAGUCAGCAUCAAAUAGAUAGCCAACAACAAAUUUCAGAUGCACAAAAGACUAGUCCUACAUUUCAUGAAUCCCAAAACAGACCAGGAAGAUUAGAGACUUUGAAUAGUCAAAAUUCCCAAACCAAAGAACCUUUAAGACAACCUCCCACCUCACUGGAAAAGAACUCCCUGGAAGGUAUUUCCCUCGAUAAGAGCAUUCUUUCAGCAUCAAGUAACAUCGCCAGCAAAAAAACCAUUUUUGAUGAUUUUGUCAUUAAUGUCAUCACCCUUAACAAAUUGUUAAAGGUCCCCGAUACAUUAGAGAUGAUAAACAAAAGACAUAUCUUCCAAGUCAAAGGUAAAUUAAGAAUGACUGAGCCUUGGGAGAAUUUCAUGAUCAAGCCUUUCAAGAGAACAUUCAAAUUAAGUAACUUUAAACUAUUUUUGAUAGAUAACGACAAAUACCUUCCGCUUGAGUUCUCCGAUGCAGAACUAUGUAAGUUUUUCAAAAUAGCGGAAUUUGAAGAGUUUCUAGUUGACUACGAUAAUAUUUUGAAAAACCUCCGCCUCCUCAUGAACAACAGAUUCACUGUGAAAGUAAGUAAAAGAAUAAGAGAAUUCUCUGGGUUUAAGAAUUCCUAUUGGACUUGUACCAAUAACAUAUAUGAAUUAGCUUCACAGAUAUAG
Yamadazyma jaroonii is the source of this 1497-nucleotide messenger RNA. Lineage: Eukaryota; Fungi; Ascomycota; Pichiomycetes; Serinales; Debaryomycetaceae. The record is from the annotation of a GenBank genome assembly.